UCUUGGCUUUAUUUCCCUUUCUUGUAGCUGAGAACUUCUCGCUGUGAUAUCGUCUAAAUGGCGGAUGAUUCUCGGACCAAUGUAGAGAAUUUCGGUCAGAGUCCAAUUGAAGAUAAAAAUCAACCUGAAGAUCAUAAACCAGCGUUAUCAGAUCUUUCUUGGAAGUACAAGGCUAUCAUUAUUCUUACCGUACUUACGCUUUCCAUUGGUAGCCAUUUCCUUUCGACCAUAUCUAAAGUUUUGAAAACCAAUGUAAAGCGGAAUCUCAACAUCAACAAUACCCAGUACAGCGUCUUGAUAUCAUGUGUUUCAGUACUUAACACAAUAAUACCCUUUUUUGCUGGAUCAUUAGUCGAUCGUUUUGGUCCAGUUCAAGCAACAUUAUUCGUCACUACUGCCAUCACGAUCGGCAGCCUGCAGCUUGCGUUAUCUGCUACCUUCGACAGUUAUGGCUUGAUGAUCUCUGGAGAGAUCUUUUUUGGCAUAGGUUCAGGUGUAAUAUCCGUCAUCGAAGAGGCCAUUCUGUCAAAAUGGUUCCGAAAUAACCAUCUAUCGCUCAUCAUCGGAGCUCAGCUUUGCAUCACACGAAUGGUCCAGUUUGUUGCCAACGUUGCUAGCCAGCCUUUGGUGGCUGCAGCACAGAAUUGGGCCUGGGCAUACUACGUUUCCCUUAUAUUGUGCUGUUUUUCCUUGGCGAUGAACGUUCUGUUUGCUUACAUGAUGUGGCACUUUGGAUACGUUACCUGGACGGGAAAACUUAUAACAGAUGACUUGCAUCUUGAUGAAAGGCGUAUCAAAUGGACGGCACCGCUGUUCUUUCCGUUGGUAUUUUGGAUGGUUCCGUUCAUGCAGUUGACCAUCUCGAGUGUAUGGAGUAGCUUUGAGUCUCUGUCAACUGAGUACAUUCAAUUCCGAUAUUCAACCACUUCUGUCUUGGCAGCUUAUAAAAGUAGUAUCUCUCAGGCGGUGCCUAUGGUCUUGGCUCCUGUUAUGGGAUUUAUCAUUGAUCGAUGGGGAAAAAGAUUGUCAUUCUUGUUGCUCUCAGCUAUUAUCUUGCUCGUUUCUUUCCUUCUAUUAUCUCAAACAUAUGUGAAUGCUGCCAUUGGCAUGACGCUCUUUUCUAUCUCUCUGGGCAUUGGAUCCAUCAUGAUCCUGACCAGUACCGCACUGACUCUUCCAAGAAAGUACAUUGGUACUGGUGUAGGAUUGCACAAAACGGCUAACAAUAUUGGUACAACAAUCAUCAGUGUAAUUGCUGGAUAUUUACAAGACCAUGCAUACCAUGACGGCGAUACGGAUUAUGAUGAGGAUAUUGCUGAAGAGUACAACGGAGUGAUGAACUUGUACCUCGCAUUGACUUCGCUCUCCAUCCUACUUAUAGUAUUUUGGUGGGUUUUGGAUCGCAUCAAACAGCAUGGCUGGCUAGAGGCUUCCAAGGCUGAACGAAAGAAGCGAUUACUGGGUCAAGAUGAAAGAGCCAUGGAGGAUACAGCAAAUUCAACCUAUUCUGACGAGCAGCUGGCUGCUACAGGAAGGCUGCUUUUGUCCAAAAAAACAUACCGAUACUGUGCUAUAUAUAUAUUCUUCCUUGUUGUAUCAUGGGCUAUAUUUUUUGCCUUCGCUCUCAUGCCCGUCUAUCAACAUGAAUCUUCAGAUGAUGAAGGAACAGUGAGCGGUGGCGGUUGAUAGUAACUCAGAUAUACCACUAGUAAUUGGUUAUUCCAGACAUAAUACCAUGCAAUAUUAAAGAACUAAAAGCCUUCAAUAUUUAAAAUCA
This is a messenger RNA of Umbelopsis ramanniana AG, 1777 nucleotides long. RefSeq lists its product as uncharacterized. Gene Ontology annotation, biological process: transmembrane transport. The record is from RefSeq and is a predicted model, not a curated record. The transcript is spliced from 6 exons. Gene Ontology annotation, molecular function: transmembrane transporter activity. The coding region runs from base 58 to 1686 and encodes 542 amino acids. NCBI's taxonomy places the organism in Eukaryota, Fungi, Mucoromycota, Umbelopsidomycetes, Umbelopsidales, Umbelopsidaceae.